AUGCAUGGAGAAACUUUCUGUGAGGCAUAUGAGCGCUUCAAGGGCUACCAGAUGCAGUGUCCUCACCAUGGUUUCUCUAAAGAGAAUCUACUGAGUACCUUGUACAGAGGAACAUUACCCAAAUACAGAAUGCAUCUUGAUUCAGCAAGCAAUGGUUACUUCAUGGGUAAAGAUGUUGAUGCUGGAUUGAUUUUAGUUGAGAACGUUGCCACUAGUGAUGGAAGCUAUGGUGAAGAUUGUGACAGAGCUGAGAGAGGCAGUCUUGCUCAAGAAGAGAAUCACAAGAAGGAGCUCAAGACUCUCAAUGAUAAGCUUGACAAGCUACUGUCAGGUCAGAAAAAGCAAGUGCACUUCAUUAAUGGUGAGGAGAUUCAAGAGAAAAAGCUCAACUAUGUGGACAGCCAAGAUGGAAACCAAUGGGUCUAUUACAAGCACGGUUUUUCUCCACAAGAUCUUGGGUCUACUCAAGCUCAAGGAAGCCACAAUUCUGGUCAAGAGGCAGAGAUGAAGACCAUAUUGCAACAGAUAAUCCAAGGACAAGCUAAUGGUGCCUUAGAGUUGAACAAGAGGAUGGUUGAGAUUCACAAUAAGGUUGAUUGCUCAUACAAUGAUCUAAACAACAAGUUUGAGUCUCUAACUACCAAAGUGCUUACCUUGGAAGCUAAAGUUGGUGGUUCUUCAUCAUCAAGUACAAAGGAGUAUUGUCAUGCAGUUUUCUCUACUAAAGAUGGUGUGGCUGAGACUGAAGAGAAUGAGAGAGCUAUAGAAGAACUUUACAGGCUCCUUCAUGGUACAAGUGUUGAGAUUUCAGUGAAUGAGAGACUUCUCAAGCUGAAAAACGAAAUGCCAAGGAGGAAGCCUCAAAGAUUGUUGCAAGAGAAGAAACCAUCAAGGUUGAGCCUCCUCUUUACAAACCAGAGCUUCCAUUUCCUGAGAGAGUUCUCACUAAAGCUCAAAAGAAGAGUGGCAGCGCUUCUUGAGCUCUCUACACCCCCAGAUCCUGCCCAUAUCACGCCAACCUCCAUUCCCAAGCUUGAGAAACAAGGGAAGUUCACAUUGCCUUGCACCCUUGGAGAUUUGAAGCUUGAUGAUGCUCUUGUGGAUUCUGGAGCAAGUGUGAAUCUGAUAUCACUUGCCAUGGUUAAGCAGCUGGGUAUAAAGAGCAUGACGCCUCCUACAUCUUCUAUCAUGUUUGGAGAUGCCUCUUCUAAGUCUCCACUUGGUCUAAUCAAGGAUUACCCUUUAAAGAUAGGAGACUGCAAGGUUCCAACUGAUCUGACUGUUUUGGGUAUGUAUGGAGAUAAGGAAGGUACCAUUGAUCCUUGGAACACCAUUCCUUACAACUGUUGGAGCCUCAAUUGA
Messenger RNA from Microthlaspi erraticum, 1362 nucleotides. The record is from the annotation of a GenBank genome assembly. Lineage: Eukaryota; Viridiplantae; Streptophyta; Magnoliopsida; Brassicales; Brassicaceae.